This is a messenger RNA of Helicoverpa zea (corn earworm), 6471 nucleotides long. RefSeq lists its product as uncharacterized. Bases 1 to 6471 code for a protein of 2156 amino acids. NCBI's taxonomy places the organism in Eukaryota, Metazoa, Arthropoda, Insecta, Lepidoptera, Noctuidae. The transcript is spliced from 7 exons. The record is from RefSeq and is a predicted model, not a curated record.
AUGUCUGAAAACGAUCAUAUUAUCACUUAUGUAACUGACCUUAAACUUCGCUCUUCUUAUACCAGAAUUGCCGAUAUUAUGUUCACCAGACCGAAUGGAACACGAAGUGAAAAUAUUAUCAUCAAGGAUAUUACUUCAACCAACGAAAAGCGAUUCAGUUUAUCUAACAGGAUAACAAAAAUUCCAAAAGAUCCUGAAUCAUUGGGCGACAUUAUUAAAACCCAAGAUGCAAAAGCAAAAUCUUUAGCAACGGGCGUUGAUCGAAAAAUUGUCGUAAUUAAAAAUGGAACAUCAUUAAAUACAAGUGUAUCUAAUAGCAUGAACACACUUAGUAUUUCGUCGAGCACUAGCGUCACAUACAAUUCUGCUUAUUGUUCUAGUUCUCUGUCUCUUAUGAGUUCAUUAGAGGGAUCAAUGUCAAGCAUUUCGGUGAGCGAUAAAAAUACAAGUAUUCAUAAGCCUGGGGGAUCUAAUCAUAUGAGCACAAAAGCAACGAGCCCACGACUUGAAUACAAAGUAUUUAAAGUAACCCAAACAACUGUUGAUGAAGUUAAUAUGACUGUUGAUCAAUCUACCCUGAAUACAGCAAGUGAAAACCCUAACGAGUCUACAGAUGUACUUAGUUCGCUCGAUAUUUCAAAUAUAAUGGCGAAGAUUCUAAAGAAAAAGAGAUUUUCUGAUGCUUCAAACAUUUUUAUAAUAGUCCCAACGUCUACCAAUAGCGGUUCAGAAGCCGCUUCCGAAAGCCUCAAGUCUGUUACUAGUCGCACAUCUAAAGACACUCAUGUUAUAGCUGAACGUUGCACUCUUGUGGACUUGGACACACCGCUGCGAAAAACGCCGAUAAUCCAACAUGAAAUGAAAGUUUUAGGAAAGGGUAAGAAAUUUUAUAUGGAAGAAAUACACACAUCAGAAUCAUCAACUGAGUUCGAGAAAGAAUCAGUUGAGGUUCUUAGAAAAGUUGAAUGGAGCAAAAAUAAGUAUUGUCAAAUGGCCGCAUCGACUACCAAGUUACAAAUAUUUGGGAAGACAGAUGUAGAUUUUGGUACAGAUACAACGAUGGAUAGGCCAUGUUGCUGUUGUGCAAAGAUAUCCACCGCUACCUUUGUGGUUCAAAACUGCAGCAGUUCCAAGGACAAAUAUAUAGCCAAUGUUAUGUCCAGGAAAAGCACCCCAUUAUUUCUGAAGGGUAAAGCAUCCCGCUGGUUUCGUUCUUUGGGGAGGCGUGCGCCAUCUUUUUCUACGCUUCCGAGCGAUAUGCGUAUGUGCUCUAAUUGCGGAUUGUAUCACAAACCUACAAACCAUUCUCAAGAUGAAUGUGAAGAGCCCAACUGCUUACCGUGUGAAUCUGAAUAUUUCUGUCCACAUAUUCCUAUGCCAUGUUCUUCUUAUACAGAACAUCCAAAUUCAAGAUUAAAAACUCCACACGUAGAGUCAAUGCAGCUCAGAGGUAGAGUUGGUAAACAACUUCAUGUCAGACCAGUAGAGUCUGUAGGGGGAUUACUCUGCGAGUGCAGUGGUACAAAAUCAAUAACAGUUAACCGGAAAGUAGAUAUAUGCCCACGUUGUGACCUAUUGGAGGAGACUGAAUCAGGCUCUGUAGAGGGAAUGAUGUCAAAAGGUAUGAUAACGGAUUUAAAGGGCUUUGAGAUAGUUGAUCUUCAGUGUAACAACAUGUCUCCGGAAGAAAGAAUACUAUUUGAAACUGCUGUUAAAAAAAUUGCUGCGCAGGCGGGGACUCGAAUUGUUGAACAGCCGAGCGAACAAACAAGACGACAGCCAAGUGAGCAGCCAAGUUCAGAACCAACACAAGAGCUAAUGGAACAACCAAUACUUAAAUCAAACAGACAACCACACAGAAAGAAGAAAAGGAAGAAUACAACCUCGCAACAACCUUCGGAGCCUAAAGGAUGUGAUCUUCUUGAAGGUUUGGGCGAAAAAAAACUAACCUGUCAGCAUUUAGAGCCAAAAGAACUUACGAAAAGAGAACCGAAAGAACCUACUAGUACAGAGCCAAAAGCACCUACUAAAAUAAAUUCGAAAGAACCUACUAAACCAGAUUGUCUAGAUAAUCUCGUAGAUUUUCAAAAGAAAGAAAGCCGUAAGUAUUCAGAGUCAAAAGAACUUACUAAAAGAGAACCGAAAGAACACGCUAGAACUGAGUCGAACGCACCUACUAAAAUCGAAUCGAAAAAACCUACUAAACCUCUCGACUGUUUCGACGAAAAAAAACGAAGCCGUCACCAUUCACAGUCAAAAGAACUUACUAAAAGAGAAUCGAAAGAACAUACUAGAACAGAGCCAAAUAAGAUAGAAAGCCGUAAGUAUUCAGAGUCAAAAGAACUUACCAGAAGUGAACCGAAAGAAGCCGCUAGAACUGAGUCGAACGCACUUACUAAAAUCGAAUUGAAAGAACCUACUAAGCCUCUCGACUGUUUCGACGAAAAAAAACGAAGCCGUCACCAUUCACAGCCAAAAGAACUUACUAAAACAGAACCAGAAGAACAUACUAGAACAGACCCGAAAACUCCUACUGAAAUCAAAUCGAAAGAACCUAUUAAAACAGAUUGUGCAUGUAAUGAUGUCGCAGGUUUGGACAAAAAAAAACAAGGCCAUCAUCAGCAUUCAGAACAAAAAGAAUCGAAGGAACCCUCUAGAACAAAGGCGAAAGCACCUACUAACAUCAAAUCGAAAGAACCUGUUAAACCAGAUUGUUUAUGUGAUGAUCUUGUAGAUUUAGGUGAAAAGAAAGAAAGCCGUAAGCAUUCUGAGUCGAAAGAACUUACUAAAAGAGAACCGAAAGAAUCCACUAAAACUGAAUUCAAAGCACCUACUAAAACAGAACCAGAAGAACGUAUUAAAACCGAGAAAAAAGCACCUAUUAAAUCAGAUCGUGCAUAUGAUGAUCUCGCAGGUUUCGACGAAAAAAAAGAAAGCCGUCAGCAUUCAGAGCCAAAAGAACUAACUAAAAGAGAACCGAAAAAACCUACUUGUACAGAGCUAAAACCACCUACUAAAAUAAAAUCGAAAGAUCAUAUAAAAUCAGAUUAUGAUGAUUUUAAAGGUGAAAAGAAAAAAAGCUUUAAGCUUUCAGAGUCGAAAGAACUUACUAAAAGAGAACCAAAAGAACCCAUUAGAACUGAGUCGAAAGCACCUACUCAAACAGAACCAAAAGAAAGUAUUAAAGCAGAGCAAAAAGCACCUACUAAAUCAGAUUGUGAACGUAAUGAUAUUGCAGGCUUGGACAAAAAUAAAGAAAGCUGUCAGCAUGUGGAGCCAAAAGAACUAACUAAAAGAGAACCGAAACCUACUAGUCCAGAGCCAAAAUCACCUACUAAAAUCAAAUCGAAAGAAAAUAGAAAACCAGAGUGUGAUGAUUUUAAAGGCGAAAAGAAAAAACGCUCUAAGCAUUCAGAGCCGAAAGAACUUACUAAAAGAGAAUCAGCUUGUGUAAGCCAUGAUGUCAUAAGUUUUGACGAAAGUAGAGAAAGCCUUAUUAAGCAUUCAGAGCUCAAGGCACCUACUGAAUCAGACUGUGUAUGUGAUGACGUCGGAGAUUUUGGCGUAAAGAAAGGAAGUCGUCAGAACCUGCAGGUCAAGGCACCCACUGAAUCAGACUGUGUAUGUGAUGACGUCGGAGAUUCUGGCGUAAAGAAAGGAAGCCGUAAGAACCCGCAGAUCAAGGCACCUACUGAAUCAGACUGUGUAUGUGAUGACGUCAGUGAUUUCGGCGUAAAGAAUGGAAGCCGUAAGCAUUUAGAGCCAAGUCAACCUACUCAACCAGGUUGUGAACGGCAUAAUGUCAUAGGUUUUGACGAAAAUAUAGAUCCACAGCUCAAGGCACCUACUAAAUCAGACUGUACAUGUAAUGACGUCAGAAAUUUUGGAAUAAAGAAAGGAAGCCGUAAGCAGCCACAGCUCAAGGCACCCACUGUUUCAGAAAGCUCAUAUAAUGACGUUAGUGAUUUUAGCAUAAAGAAAGGAAGCCGUAAGCAUCCUCAGCCCAAGGCACCUUCUGUUUCAGAAAGCUCAUAUAAUGAUGUUAGUGACUUUAGCAUAAAGAAAGGAAGUCGUAAGCAUCCCCAGCCCAAGGCACCUAUUCAAGAAGGCAGUGCGUAUGAAGGUGUAAGUAAUUUUGGCGGAAAAAAAGGAAGCCGUAAGCAUCUGCAGGUAAAAGCACCUACUGAAUCAGACUGUGUAUGUGAUGACGUCAGUGAUUUUGGCGUAAAGAAAGGAAGCCGUAAGUAUCCACAGGCCAAGACACCUACUGAAUCAAAUUGUGUAUGUGAUGACGUCGAAGAUCCUGGCGUAAAGAAAGGAAGCCGUAAGAACCUGCAGGUCAAGGCAUCUACUGAAUCGGACUGUGUAUGUGAUGACGUCGGAGAUUUUGGUGUAAAGAAAGUAUGCCGUAAGCAUCCACAGCUCAAGGCACCCACUGUUUCAGAAAGCUCAUAUGAUGACGUUAGUGAAUUUAGCAUAAAGAAAGUGCGUAGUUUUAUUCAGAAAAGAAGCCGUAAAUAUUUAGGACCGAAAGUACUUCCUAAGUCAUUGCCGAGUGGACCUACUCAUCCGGGCUGUGCAUGCUAUGAUGACAUAGGUUUUGACGAAAGUAAAAGAAGCUGUAAUCAUUCUCAUCUCAAGCUACCUACUGAAUCAGACUGUGUAUGUGAUGACGUCAGUGAUUUUAGCGUAAAGAAAGGAAGCCGUAAGUAUUUAGGGCCGAAAGUACUUACUAAAUCAUUGCCGAGUGAACCUACUCGACCAGGUUGUUCAUGCCAUGGUGAGACAUGUUUUGGAGUAAAGAAAGAAAGCCGUAAGCAUUUAGAGUCAAAAGUACUUAAUAAACCAUUGCUGAAUCAACCUACUCAACCGAGUUGUGUAUGCCAUGAUGACAUGGGUUAUGACGAAAGUAAAGAAAGCCGUAGACCUAAAAAAUCUAAAGUGAAACCCUAUGCUAUGGAGGCAUCUAGCAGCAGUAAAGGAGAAUGUGUAUGUCAUGAUGUCGUAAAUUCACGAUACAGUUGUUGGUCGGGACCUCACCAAAUUUCAAAGACUCCAAGAAAAAAAUGCAGGCCUUGGCAACUUACGCAACUUCUAAAAAAAUCUAAACCUAAGAUCAAAUCAGGAUUCUCUUCUUCAAAGGAAAAAACUUCCUCUUCACAAGUGGACUGUCCAUGUAGUCAUUUUGCCUUACAAAGAAAAAAAGAAAUUGGAAUAAGGAAAUCUGCAUUAAAAUCAAGUACAUGUGGAUGCAACGAAUGUAAAAUGAAUAACGAACGAAAUUUUUCAAAGACAAAAAAAUCCAUUACGAUAAUUGAUCCAAAAUAUGACACAAAGCCGCAACCUAUUGACCAUACCGGACUAACACCUAAAUGUCAAUCGGACUCUGACACCGACAAAGUACCACCUGUGUUUGGGUCAGGAGCAGCGUUAUCCGAAAAUCUGCCCUCAAAACCCGACGGAAAUCAAAAUGUGCACCCAGAGGAAAUGCUUUCGUGUGAAUGUUCCGAACAAGAGCCACAGCCUAAACUAGUACCACAGCCCGAAAAAGUGCCACAGCCCCAAAAACUCCCACAAUCCGGACAAGUGGAACAGCCUGAACAAGUGCCAGAGCCCCAAAAAGUGCCACAGCCCGAACAAGUAGCAAAUUUGCCCGUAAAGCCCGACGGAAAACAAAAUAAGCACAAAAAGAAAAAGAUUUUGUGUGAAUGUCCCGAACAAGUAGCACAGCCCGAACAAGAGCCACAACAAGUAGCAAAUCUGCCACAAAAACCCGAUGAAAAACAAAAUGAGCACCCAAAGAAAAAGUUGCCGUGUGAAUGUCCCGAACAAGUGCCACAGACCAAUCAGGUGCCACAGACCGAUCAAGAGCCACAGCCCGAACAAGUAGCACAAUCCGAAACUCCACCGGAGCCUCAGAUUGUACUAGAAGUUCCAUCUGCUGUUAUAUCUGAAGAGUACCUUUAUCCAGGGAUUGGGCCUAGCUGUGCAUGGAUAGAGUCUGAUGAGAUGAUGAAAUUAAGGUCCGACUUAACGGCAGUAAAAUCAGGUUUUAGAGCGCGAAAGAAGAAGAGAAAACCGAAUAUUGAGUUAGACUUUGAAGAUGCCAUCAGAUACUUUGCUUGUUUGAAUCCUGAAAAAUUCAAAGAGUUGAUGCAAGACGAACUAGAUAAACAGGUCGAUGCUGAGGUUAGUAAGAGAAAAAAUGAAAAAAAGUUAAAGAAAAAACAAGAAAAAGAAAUGAAAAAGUUGGAAAAGGAAAGAAAAAAGCCAGAGAAGAAAAAGCAAAAAAUAUUUGGUAUAAGGACUAAAAAGAAAAAAGAAGCGUUACAAUCGCCGGAGACUUCCGAGGAAAUAACAAAUAUGUAUCCUGAAAAAGGAUUUAAAUUAACCAUAGCAGGCCCGUGUACACCAGGCCCCUUAGGUACGUUGUGCUUCGAAAUGACUCGAGUAGCUUACUUAUCGUGGUGA